Megalobrama amblycephala (Wuchang bream) is the source of this 2691-nucleotide messenger RNA. Its product is annotated as complement C1r-A subcomponent-like. The record is from RefSeq and is a predicted model, not a curated record. NCBI's taxonomy places the organism in Eukaryota, Metazoa, Chordata, Actinopteri, Cypriniformes, Xenocyprididae. The coding region runs from base 454 to 2523 and encodes 689 amino acids. The transcript is spliced from 11 exons. Gene Ontology annotation, biological process: complement activation; proteolysis. Gene Ontology annotation, molecular function: calcium ion binding; serine-type endopeptidase activity. Gene Ontology annotation, cellular component: extracellular region.
AAUGCAGUUACCUAGUGAAACUAGGAUCUUAUAGCUUCACCACCUUAAACAAUAUGUAGUUAUUGUAGGAAUUGUCCCCUGUAGGCAUUUUUGAAAAAUGAACCUUUUAAUGACCAUUUACAAAAAAAAAAUAAUUUGAGGAUACAGCAUAUUGUAAAUACACCACAGUUUAGACCUACACCAUAUAGUGCAUAAAACAUGUCUGCCUUUCCCGUAAACAAGCUAAAAACCAAUGUGAAUCAAUGGAAGGUUUGUUUGCACCUCUCUCUUUCUCUUGUAUUUUGCUGUCAUUGUUUCUGUAGCACAGCCAAAUCAAACAAAAGUUUCUUUUAUCAUGACUGUUAGACCCUUGCUCUGUUACUAGAAAGGCAUUGCAACUGUAGCCAUAAAAACUACGGACAGAAAAAAAACCUGCUGUAUAAUUUUAGUGAAGGUGCUAUAAUUGACAUCUCCAUGUCUGUCAUGGCUGGAAAAGUUAUAAUAAUUUGCCUGCUGUGGGCAUGUGUGAGUGUGUGUGAAUGUGAGCCGGCCAUGUUUGGAGAAGUGUCUUCUCCACAUUAUCCUCAACCAUAUCCAGCGAAUCUCGAAGAGCAAUGGGUCUUGGAGGUGCCUCAAGGCUACCAGAUCCAGCUAACGUUCAAUCAUGUGGACAUUGAGCCCUCUCCAAAUUGUUACUACGAUUCUGUCUCGGUUGUGUCUGAUGAGAAGGUUCUGGGAAAGUUCUGUGGUCAGAAUUCCACCUAUAGUUUUCACCCAGGUGAAAAGCCCAUCUUGGCUCCUGGUAACCGUCUCCAGCUGUUUUUUCUCACAGACAACUCAAAUCAUGAGUCACACUUGGGAUUCACUGCAUUUUACCAGGCUGUUGACAUAGAUGAGUGUUCCUCUAUCUGUGUGGAAAACGAUCCACCUUGUUCACAUAUAUGCCUCAACACUCUUGGCUCCUACCUCUGUGCAUGUCACCAUGGUUACACGCUAAGGUCUGACCAUCGCACCUGCGCCUUGGACUGUGGAGGUGGGGUGCACAGUGAACUAGAGGGGACCAUCUCCAGUCCUGGUUACCCUGACAUGUCCCCGCAUGAUCUGGACUGUGUCUACAGCAUCUCUGUGGAGCCAGGCUUCAUUAUCACUCUCAACUUUAGCCAGACCUUCCACAUAGAGCAGGUCUACAAUCAAGGACCAGCCUGCCUCUUCCACUGGCUGCAAGUGUCUGUUCUAGGAAAAGAUUCCCAGAAGUACUGCGGAGGAAACAGUCCUGGCGUCCUGGAUACGGGCACUCACUCCGUCCAGCUGGAGUAUCACACCGACAGAUACGGACAGAGCCAGGGGUGGAGCUUACAUUACACCACACAGAGGGUGGAGUGUCCACAUCCGGGCAGUAUCAGCAAUGGAAGAGUCACACCACAUUUUACCAAUUACUUGUACAGAGACUACAUUCAUGUGCGCUGUAACCCAGGAUACAAGCUCAUGAUGGGAGAGAAAGAGAUUCCAAGUUUUAAGUCCGUGUGUCAGAGUAAUGGACAAUGGCAUUUGACACUACCAGAGUGCAAGAUUAUUGACUGUGGAGAUCCAAAGCCGCUGCUAAAUGGAGUCGUUGAGUUUAUCAGUGGAGAAAACAACGAAUAUCUCUCUGUCAUAGAGUAUCACUGCAAUGAGCCUUACUACAGAUUUAAGGAUACUCCUAAAGUAAGAUACAGGUGUGCAGUAGACCGGAAAUGGACAGGAGACCACAACAAUGAUGUUAUUCCUCCUUGUUAUCUUGUGUGUGGAAUGAAUACAGAGGUCUCUUUUGGUGGCAGAGUCUUUGGUGGAAAGCCAGCCAGACCUGGGCAGAUUCCCUGGCAGCUUUUCCAUAGGUCAACUCCCAGAGGUGGUGCAUCUCUGAUCAAUGAUUACUGGGCUCUAACAGCUGCUCAUGUAGUGGAUGGAUACGAAGAAACCACCAUGAAUUGGUUAGGGGGAAUAAUUGAUGGUCAAGACAAAAACCCAGUCACUAUGGAGACAGAGAAGAUCAUAAUUCACCCAAAUUAUCGCAGGGUUGGUCAGCAUGGUUUUCCAACCAACUUUGAUAAUGACAUUGCUCUGAUCAAAAUGUCUGCCAGGGUGCCACUUGGUCCAAACAUCAGGCCAGUGUGUCUGCCAAACAAAACAAUCGAACCUGUCAUGGAGGGCACAAUGGGUACAAUAUCGGGUUUUGGAAGGUUUGAGCGCGGCUUUAGUAAAAUUUUACGUUAUGGGCAUGUUCAGGAAUAUCCUCUUGAUGAGUGUACUUCAUUGAACCUGCCUGUCACUGAAAACAUGUUCUGUGCUGGAGAUGAUGUUAAAAGUGUUGACAGUUGCCCAGGUGAUGCUGGAAGUCCUCUGUUCUUUCCCAUGUUGGGCUACGGAACCAAAGAGCAGCCCUAUGAGUUGAGGGGCAUUGUAUCAUGGGGUCCUCCUGGAUGUGGUAAUGAAUACUCUAAAAGUUUCUACACAAAAUUGCAGAACUACCUAGACUGGAUCAGAGAAAUUAUGGCAAAUAAUUGACAUGACAAGAGCUCUCUGUCAAUCAUUAUUCAGUACAGUUAUCCAUUAUUGAAAUAAAACUAAAACAAUAAAUAUUUACAUUAAAAUAAACAUUUACUGAAAUAAAAUCAUAUAUAUAUAUUUUUAACGAACUAUUUUUUUUAUAUGUUUAACUAAAACAUAUAAAAA